GCAGGUAUGAAUUUUUCUUAAUCUUAAUCUUAAGUUAUAUUUGAAUUAAAACCCUAAAAAGAAAAGAAGAAAAAACUCAACACUAGCAGCUCGCCAGCCCUAUCAAACAAAAAAAUAUACAGCUGCUACUACUUCAACUCGCCGGAAAACGCAACGGAGUCGGUCGUCAACAGCCAGAAACAAAUGGAAAGCAGGGAAGACAAGUCAAUUUCUGACUUGAAGGAAGAAAUUUUCAAAAAAUUCAGAGAUUUCAUGACAAGGAUUACAAAGAUUGAUGAGUUGGGAACUAUUGGAAGCAAGCUGCUGGCUGGCUUUCAACAAGCAUUGGAGUUUAUUCGGAAGCCUCCUAUAGAUACAAAAUCUAAAUUAAUCAACAACAUCAUUAAAGCUAAUGAAACUAAAAGACUGAAUUCCUAUGUCAAUUCCGAAUGUAAGAAGCCCAAAGAUGUUGUCCAGAAUGUCACCAAUUUGAACUCAUGUAAACAAGGACUUCUUCACCAUAUAAGAGAAGCAAAAGUAGCACUUGAUGAACUUGGAGAUAUACUGGCUAAUGUAACAAGUGUUACGCAAAGUAUAUAUGGAAAAUUAUCAGCCCUUUCAGAUCCUGAUAUUGAUGUUAAAUUCAAUGAGCUAGCGAUUUGUGAAGAUUUGGAGGAAAAUACUGCUUCCUGUCCUUCUGGAAGCACUGAUGUCACAACCACAAAAAUUAAAGAAAAUAUUGAUUACACACAUUUAGCUCUCCUAAUGGCUGCCGUAUACAGUAUGGUCCAGCAAGACUAUUUGAUGCAGGAAAGGAUCGUUUCCGCUUUAGAUCUGAAGUUGUCGUCGGAGGAACUGGAAAGUUACUACCUAAUGUGGUCUUUGCAUCCCUUCAUAAAUGAUGAAAUCAUUCAUCAAGCGUGGAGACAUAUUCACUGAACAGUCUUAUGUUUUUAUUGUAUAGAAUCAGUUACCAUCAGGCUAGAUAAAGUUUUUGCCCUAUUUACAAUUAAUUCUAUUUAAAGAAUGGCCCUUAGAGUUAUCAUAUUCAUUCCAUAUAUUUUUUUGUUUUUUGUUUUUUAUAUUCAUUACAUGUAUGAUACUAAAUCUAAUUGGAACAGUAACACUUGAAUCUGAAUAUUUCUCGCUUUCUAAUAUCAAGGAUUGCAUCUAUUUUGUCA
Messenger RNA from Cicer arietinum (chickpea), 1160 nucleotides. RefSeq lists its product as uncharacterized. NCBI's taxonomy places the organism in Eukaryota, Viridiplantae, Streptophyta, Magnoliopsida, Fabales, Fabaceae. The record is from RefSeq and is a predicted model, not a curated record.